CGUCAGGGUCCACAACCCUGGAUCAGAACAGCAGACACACUGGCGCACACAACACCCAACCGAGCGUCCUUGUUGCCAUGGUUGCAGCUCCUAUGGAUUAUACUUCUCACCUCAGACAUCACCACUGGAGAUGACUAUACCUUCGAGAGGAAAGAUUGGAAGGAUAACGAUGACAAGCUUGUUACCGGUGAAGCCAAACUCAAGGUCGAUUUCCCGAUGAAAAAUCUGACCAAGUAUCGAACCCAAACCGUCAGGCUACGAUGCGAAAUCACCGGCAACCCUUUCCCCAGCUACGCCUGGUUUAAGAACAACAUCACCAUCAGCGACAGCGACAAGAAGGACAACUCUAGGGUCAACGCAAGAACGACAAUUUGGGGAUCAAGGUUAAAAAUAUCCAACGCCGUGCCCUCAGACAGCGCCACCUACACGUGCAAGGCGACCAAUGCCAAGGGCGAAGAGAGCACGAGCGGGAUUUUAAUUGUCCGAAAUGAGGACCCACCCCCUUCUGAGGCGAAAGACGGCAACACGGAUUACGAUUAUAAAGAAACGGACACCCCCAUUGAUAGAGAUGGAGAUUUCAACGGCAGCUACGACAAAAGGACAUGGGUAUCUACCAAUGAGAAUACACCAAAAGAAGAAAAGCCCCCUCGUGUGAACCCGGAUAAAGAAAAAGACCGAGAGAAGGACGGGUUCUGCCAGGUCUACAAGGGCUCCACCUGCUCCUUGUACAUGGGCAACAGCAGUGUCUUCGUCAGGUCCAAGAAAACUCUCGCGGAGAGGGAGGAGAAAUUUAUUGCUGCCUUUGCCGUGAUCGGCGCUACACCCAAGCUGUCCGAUGCGUGCCAGAAAUACGGGAUCGAAUCCCUGUGUUACCACGCCUUCCCGCCCUGCGACGAGACGUCGUCCAAACCCAAACCUCGUCAGAUCUGCAAGGACGAGUGUGAGAGGUUGGAGUCUGAUAUCUGCAAGGCUGAGUAUCUGCUGGCCAAACGACACGAUCUGAUAGGAGAAACUUUGCUUCCAAAAUGUCACGAGCUGAAAGGCCCGGGGACGGAGGAGUACCAGAACUGCAAAAGACUGGGCAUCCCCCCGGGGGUUUAUCCCCAGGGUAGGGGAGAGAAGAAACCCUACGAGCGGCCGAAUGACGAACCAGAUGUGACCUGCUACAUGGGUACCGGUACCAAAUACGAAGGUAAAGUCAGCUUCACCAGAAGCGGUCACACUUGCAGGAGAUGGAAGGAUAUUCCAGAAUUCUCUGCUGUUGGUGAUCACAACUACUGUCGUAACCCCAGCAAGACUGAGGACAGUCCUUGGUGUUUUAAAGAUACCCGAGGGAAGGAACGAGAACUCUGCGAGAUACCAAAGUGUAGCGAGAACAACCACGGAGACUCCAACAAGCUCAUGUACAUCCUGAUCCCGUCCCUCACGGUGCCGCUCACCCUGGGGAUCCUACUAGCACUCGUCUGCUUCUGUCAAAAGUCGCGUAUUUCAAGGGUAGCCCGACCCAACGGCAAGCAAAGUCAACCGGUGGAGAUGAGCCCCCUGAACCCUAAAACUGCCAGCAGGGCACGGGAGUUCCCCAUGCACAACAUCCGGUUUCUGCAGGAACUCGGCGAGGGAGCCUUUGGGAAAGUCUACAAAGGGGAGCUCAUCGGAAUGUUCAGCGAGAGUUCCGUCACCAAGGUAGCCAUCAAGACACUCAAAGAGAACGCUCAACCAAAAGUACAAAAUGAUUUUCGCAGAGAGGUGGAUCUAAUGACAGAAAUGCGGCACCCAAACAUCGUCGGCCUUCUUGGCGUCUGCAUGAAGAAGGAGCCGAUGUGCAUGCUGUUUGAGUACAUGGCCCAGGGCGACCUCCAUGAGUACCUGCUCUCCCACUCGCCACACUCUGACGUCACUUCCGGGGAGGACGACAGCGGCACCGGAGCUGGGCAUAUCCUGGAGUACAAUGAAAUGCUUCACAUUUCAACACAGAUUGCAGCAGGCAUGGAGUAUCUGGCCAGUCACCAUUUUGUACACAGAGAUCUGGCUGCUAGAAAUAUUCUAGUGGCUGAAGGCCUUACGGUUAAAAUUUCAGAUUUUGGUCUAUCGCGUGAUGUGUAUUCAUCAGAUUAUUACCGGGUACAGAGUAAGUCUUUACUUCCUGUAAGAUGGAUGCCACCGGAAGCAAUUCUUUACGGGAAAUUCACAACAGACAGUGAUGUUUGGGCUUUUGGUGUUGUCCUUUGGGAAAUCUUCAGUUACGGCUUGCAGCCGUACUACGGGUUUUCUAAUCAAGAAGUUAUUGAAAUGAUUCGCUCCAGACAAAUUCUGGCAUGUCCUGAAGAAUGCCCUGCCAGAAUUUAUGGCUUGAUGGUGGAGUGUUGGCACGAAAUGCCAGCCAGGCGUCCGGCGUUUAGGGAGAUUCAUACAAGGCUGCGCACCUGGAGAGCUGAGGUCACCCCCAACGCUCCGUGGGCUCUGUCCCAGAGCCAGUCUGGCCACUCCAGCUCCACCCACCAAAGCACCCAGUCGCAGCCGUCCCACCACAGCAGCACCGGACCAAGCAACACCACGGCUGUCACUGGGUUGACAGGGAGCAGCAACACUUCUGAGCCCAGCCCGGGGCAGCCCAUGUACCCGCCUCCGUACACGCCUUACAAUCAUGGAGGGUCGUUGUCCCCCACCCCGUUUGGUGGCGGUGUGCCGCAGCAGCAGCAGCAACACCAACAGCAGAUGUAUCCUGGGAACGCAAUGAACAGCAUGCAAAUGCAUCCGCAGCAAUACAAGGCAAAUCCUUACAACGGCCAAAAUCAGUAUGUUCAGUAUCCCGGAGGCCAACCGGCUGUAUUAAAUCUCCAAAGUGGCCAAAUUCAGAUGCCAAGAAACAUGCCCCAAAACGUAACCCAAAACUUUGCAAAUGGCGUGGGAGCCAGCACUAACGGCCCCAGUAAAGUCUCCCCGGCAGGCUCUGUUGCCAGCUCCAAGUCCUCUAACAGCGCCUCAUCAACCAAUAACUUAGGUGUCACCGGGGGCACCGCCCCUAGACCAGGCAUGGCAGGACAAACCACCAACAGCCACACCAACCAAUCCGCGAGUGCCAGCCAAAAACAACACCCACAAAUGUACAUUGGGGGUGGAGCUUCAAGUGUUCCCACCCCGCCCCCUGUCAAUAUCCCAGAGUGCAAUGGUUUUAACAAUUUCUCUCAUUCUGGAUUCUCAGAUCAGCAGAGAACGUCAAACAUAUAGACAAUUGCAAGAACUUUGCUACUAGAACUCUUCUGCCUUUAAAAGAAUGUAAUUGAUUAUUUAUUUUUUAACACGUAGGAUGUAUUCAACUGUAUGGAAACACUUCUGUCAUGAAGCUGUGAUGCCUAACUUUAGUGUACAUUCAACCCAUUUUAAAACAAUGUUUUAACUAUCCAAAAGCUUUUUAAAAAAAUAAUGUAAUUUUUAUAAACAUAAAAAUUAUAGUUUUAUUAAAAUGUCCAUGAAACAUCUUCAGUACCAAAUAACAGCAUUUUCUCAUUGUAUGUAUAAAAAAAAAACAUACCUUUGAAUAUCUGAAACAAAAACUAAAUAAUAAAAUAAAAAAUGCAACCAAUUAACACAACAAAAAGUAAAUAUUUGGACGUAAUAAUAUAAACGCAUUAAUAAUUUUAGUUUCUGCUGGUUUACGGCAAACAAAAUGUUUUUUUUUUUUAGAAAUAUAGGAUUUAUAAAUAUGAAUUUUAUCUGUUUUUGUUCAAACAUUUUCAUUACUCCUGUUGAGAAAUGUCACAGCCAGUCACUGUAUUACAAUUAAAUAUGACUCAAAUUAUGAAAACUAGUCACAUCAGUGGGCUAUGUAACAUAUCACUGGGGGAAAAAUAAUAUUCAUUCAGCAUUUAAUAAUGUUUUCCAUUUCAGUGUAAAAAGUUUAAUGUGGUGAACAUCUGUCAAAUGUAUCACACGUAAUUUGUCGCAUAUAAUCUGUAAAUAUGUUUUCUAAUAUUGAGACUUAAAUGUUUAUUUUUUCUCAUCUUCGAAAACAAUAUUUAAUGUCAAUAGGAGUAUUUUGUAUGCUACUAAAGCUAAAAUGAAUUGGAUGAACAUAUUUUAGAAAUUUGUUUAUAUUCAUACAUUAAACUAUGUUCGGCAUUAAUUAUUUGGCAAGUAACAAAUAUAUUUCUGUUAUACAGAGAAUAAUAAUAGUUUUAUUUUCUUCACAUUGCCUUGAGGUAAAAUGAAAUGAUAAAAAUAGAUUUUUUUUGUUGACGGUAUCUGUGACAUUUUAGGCUAAUUGUGCCAAAAUGAUUAAUUCUUAAUAUGCUGCUGAACUGUAAAAGACAGCAAUAAGUAUAUAUAUAUAUAUAUAUAUAUAUAUAUAUAUAUAUAUAUAUAUAUAUAUAUAUAUAUAUAUAUAUAUAUAUA
Physella acuta is the source of this 4392-nucleotide messenger RNA. Its product is annotated as inactive tyrosine-protein kinase transmembrane receptor ROR1. Gene Ontology annotation, cellular component: plasma membrane; signaling receptor complex. Gene Ontology annotation, biological process: multicellular organism development; protein phosphorylation; cell surface receptor protein tyrosine kinase signaling pathway. Gene Ontology annotation, molecular function: Wnt-protein binding; transmembrane receptor protein tyrosine kinase activity; ATP binding. The record is from RefSeq and is a predicted model, not a curated record. Lineage: Eukaryota; Metazoa; Mollusca; Gastropoda; Physidae.